Molecule: messenger RNA, 676 nt
Organism: Cimex lectularius (bed bug)
Lineage: Eukaryota; Metazoa; Arthropoda; Insecta; Hemiptera; Cimicidae
Product: larval cuticle protein A2B-like
Exons: 2
Coding region: 90-593 (167 amino acids)
Cellular component (GO): extracellular matrix
Source: RefSeq, a predicted model, not a curated record
GAUGCCCACAGGUUAGUAGGUGUAUAUAAAGCUGGUUGACCAUCUCCAGCUCUAUCAGUUCUCAAAGAGACUUCAUACAUCCUUCCACCAUGGUCUUCAGGGUAUUUCUUUUGGCAGCUUUGGUUGUAGUGGCCCAGGGACAGUACGUGGUGAACCAGCAGGCCCAGGAACCUUUCGACCCCAACCCCCAGUACAGCUUCAGCUAUAACGUCCAGGACCCGGUGACCGGUGACAGCAAAUCCCAGACCGAAAGCAGGAACGGAGACAACGUCCAAGGCAGCUACACCCUCGUCGAGCCCGACGGUUCCGUCCGCACUGUCGAGUACACGGCCGAUGCCGUCAACGGCUUCAACGCCGUCGUACACAAGGACGGCGGACACGCUCCCGUCGCCGCCCCCGUCACCACUCGAGUCGCCGCCCCCGUCGCCACUCGUUUCGCCGCCCCCGUCGCCGCCCGCGUCCUCGCCCCCGCUCAUUACUACACCUCUCAGGUCCCAUACACCUCUCAGGUUCCGUACACCAGGGGAUACGCCGCCGGCCCGGCUGUUGUCCGUUCGACCUUCUCUGCGCCCUACGCCAACUACGCCUAUUAAAUGACUGACGGAUGAUGAUCGUCGUACCCAUCUGAUCUUUUGUUUUUGCUCAAUUUCAAUAAAGUCUUGUUGUUUUAAACUAG